CACGCGUUCUCAAAGUGUAAGCAUGACCUUUUGGGACAAUCUAUGGCGCUACUCUCCCAAUACUCAGCAACGGUUUCCUUGAAAGUAAAACCAAAAUCACCAUUGGUAUCUCUUCUUGGCAGCUCUGUUCAGAUAAAAAAGUCUAUUUCACUAAUAACGGUGCCUUCUUCUCUGUUCCCUGCCCGAUGUUACUCUGCUCUCUCUGAGCGGCCUAUUAGAUAUGCAGUUCUUGGUGCUGGCUAUGCCGGGCUGUCUGUGGUUUGGCAUUUGUUGCAGGACAGUCCCAAGGAGUCGCACCUUUUCAUUGAUAUAUAUGAUGAAGUUGGCAUUGGUGGGGGCGCAUCUGGAGUAUCUGGUGGACUUCUUCAUCCAUACUCUCCUAAAGUUAAGCUACUCUGGAGAGGAGAAGAGUGUUGGAAAGAGAGUUUAAAUCUCUUAAGGAUAGCUGAAGAUGCAAAAGUGUCCAAAUCAUUGUGCUUCAAAGAACAAGAAGAUCACGGUCAGAUGGGAAAUGACUUUAUGGUUAGAAGAAGUGGAAUUCUGAGGCCUGCACAUAGUGUGAAGAAUAUGGGCAUUAUGAUUGAUUAGAAUGCUCAGAAAGGCCUUCCAAGCUGUAGAAUAGAGAGAAUUGAUAAAGAAGGUGCACAUGAGCUGAUUCCAGGUUUAUUUGUGCCUCUAGACUUGGCCUUUCACAUGCCUGAAGCUCUCACUGUAAAUUCCCAAUGCUAUCUUAAGGCUCUCUACUCAGCAUGCCAAAUUUCUGCAACAGAAACUCCCAAUUCUGGCGGUGCACCUAAAGAGUUGCGCUUGCACAAAAAACCCAUCCGUCGUCUCCUAGAACUAGCAGAUCUUAAAUUAUCAAAGGGUUUGUUAUGGGACAUUUCUUUCAGGGGAGUAUGAUGCAGUGAUAAUAUGUCUUGGUGCUAGAGCAGCUUUUCUCCCAGAACUCUCUGGAAAGAUCCCGUUGCGGACAUGCAGGGGCAUCAUUGCACACCUGAAGGUUAAUGAUGACAUUAGAGACGGUUAUCUCGAGGACUCCCCCUCCAUAUUAUCAGAUGCAUGGAUUGCCUUUCAUGGCCCACAAAAUCUCCAAGUAGGUGCCACAUGGGACUGGAACUCGAGGAACUACUCAAGGGGGGUUUCUCGAGAGGAAGGGAAUAAAGCCAUAGAAGAGCUUCUGCAUCGUAAAGCUUCUGCAAUGUGUCCCGCCAUAAAGAAUCUGACUACUGUAAUGGGUAUGAGUGGAGGGUUAAGGGCAGUUCCCCCACUCACACCUCAAGGAUCACUUCCACUAUUGGGCUGUGUUGAUGAGCUUGUGUCCGGGAGUCAAACAGAUAAUAAGUUUUGGUUACUUACUGGGCUCGGUUCAAGGGGUUUGUUGUACCAUGGUUGGGUUGGCAAGUUGACGGCACAAUCCGUUCUUUCUCGUGACGAGGGGUUGAUCCCUUCUGAACUGAUUUCAUGGAAAAGCAUACUAUAGAGCAUUGUUUUUUUUUUUAUAAUUACAUUCAUGGAAAUGAUUGGCUUUCUAGUGUUUUGGAGUUAGGGGAAUGAGGAAAUAAAUUUUGAAAUAAAUGUGUGGCUUUCUUAA
This is a messenger RNA of Cuscuta europaea, 1591 nucleotides long. The record is from the annotation of a GenBank genome assembly. NCBI's taxonomy places the organism in Eukaryota, Viridiplantae, Streptophyta, Magnoliopsida, Solanales, Convolvulaceae.